Acanthoscelides obtectus is the source of this 1149-nucleotide messenger RNA. Lineage: Eukaryota; Metazoa; Arthropoda; Insecta; Coleoptera; Chrysomelidae. The record is from the annotation of a GenBank genome assembly.
AAAAAGAUAGGUUAAGGUGGUCACCGUUAUCGCUCCGUCCUACAAGUGAUGGGAGUAGCAACUACGUAAGCUACUUACAGACUCAACUAAAACUUUCAAAUAAUACCAGUGGUUAGCUUUCAUAACAUGCCAGGAAGCCUUUGUCCUCUUUGAUAUAAAGAUACUGUUUUAAGGUAUUUUGAAUGUAUUUGAAGCAUCAUCAAAAGCAAUGUGGCAACACAGCUGCUUCAUUUGUCUACCCAAAAUUGGUGAUGUCAUUCGAUUGUUCAUUGUUCGUUCUGGCUCACUUGUUCUAUGUCAUCUGAAAGAAGGAGAAGGCUGACGUGUUUAGAAAUUUUCAAAUUUUCUUCAAAAUGGAAAAUACGUACAAAAUGUUUAUCCUGGCCUGUUUAAGCCUUUUAUUAGAAUUCUCAAGCGCUUUGUAUUUUCAUAUAGGUGAAACGGAAAGGAAAUGUUUCAUAGAAGAAAUUCCAGAUGAAACAAAUGUUGUGGUUAACUACAAAGUUGAGCUCUAUGACCCUAGAACUGGAGGAUACAUCCCACCUUCAUCAGGGAUAGGCAUGCAUGUUGAAGUAAGAGACCCAGAUGACAAAUCCAUCUUGUCCAGGGUAUACCAAGCUGAAGGAAAGAUUCUUUUUACCUCCCACACUCCAGGAGAACAUGGAAUUUGCAUGUAUUCAAACAGCACUGCCUGGUUCAGUGGCUCGCAGCUUAGGGUGCAUUUAGACAUUCAAGUUGGAGAACAUGCUAUCAACUAUGGAGAGGUAGUACAAAAAGAGAAAUUGACCGAGUUGCAAUUAAGAAUACGGCAAUUGCUGGAUCAGGUAGAACAGAUCAGCAAGGAGCAAAAUUAUCAAAGGUAUCGCGAGGAGAGGUUCAGACAGACCAGCGAAAGCACAAACUCAAGAGUAUUGUGGUGGUCCAUUGCACAAACGGCAGUACUUCUGGUCAUGGGAGCCUGGCAGAUGAGGCAUCUCAAAACCUUCUUUGAGGCUAAAAAGCUGGUGUGAUCUUUGUCUAUAGUAUUUAUUUAUAAUUUGAUUGUGUUUGUUGUGAAGAUGAAGAUGCGAUUUAGUUGUAAAUUUUGGAGUUUAUGUACAAUCCCCUACAUUCGUUUUUUACCGUAAUAAAUUCAAAAAUAAAUCGAAA